AAACCAAACACAGCCGCCGGCCGCCGCCCUUGACGGCCCAUGGAAAGAAAAGGCUAGGCAGCUAGUACAGUAAACGGAUUGCGUGUUUGCUUGCUGCUUUAAAAUAAAAAAAACGACAUCAUUUACGCUCGUGUGUCCCUCCUCCUAAGUCCCAACACAACACGUCGGCAUUCCCAUCCGUCGACGGCAGCUCACUCCCGUCCUCCCUUUGAAUCUCCAAUUGAUGAUCGCCUCCUUCCCCGCCACGCCAGUAGAUACAAAUAUCGCUCUUGAAAGUUGAAACGCACCAAGCCGACGAAAGCCCCAAACCCAAACCGAAACAGAAGCGAGCUGGAAAGUCAAAUCAUCUCCCCGCUCUCGAGUCUCGACUCUAGCUCGCCCACUCUUAUAAUUCUUGUCUGAAGCGGCGAAGCUUGUUCGAUUGAUCGAUGGCCGCCGUGCAGCCGCGCGUAGCCCCACGCCGGCACCCGCCGCCGCCUCCGCCGCUUCGGCCGCUCCCAGCAGCGCCGCCGGCUGCCCGGCCGCAGCUUCCGUGCAAGAGGAGCCGCGCCGACGCCGCCGUCGCCCACUGCAGGAAGGAGAGGGUGGCCGAGUCGUGCUGCCUGUCGCGGCCGGACCAGGUGGAGCUGGUGCUGGUCGACGACGACAGCGGCGAGGAGGACGACGGCUGCGGCAGCUGCGUCGACGGUGCCGGCGGCGGACAGGCCGAGGAGGAGGAUGAGGAGGAGGAGGGGAGCGGCGGUGUCGCCGCCGCCUGGUGGAGCGAGGAGAGCGGCGGCCGCUGUUCCCUCUGGGCGAGCGGGAGGAGAAGAGCAGAUGAAGAAGGCGGCCGCCAAUUACGCGCCGACGACAGCGAGAGCGACGACGAGGACCCCGCGGCGGCGGCGGCGAGGCGGCAGGAGGAGGACCGCAAGUUCUGGGAGGCGUGCCUGGCGUCGGGCUACCCCUGAGCCUGCAGGAGCAGCAGGACAGGACGCGCAGAUCGAUGGAUCGAUCGAUCAGUGGCCAGGCCAUGCAUGCAUGCGCGCGCUCGUGUUUCUUGAUUAGGACUAUGUACAGUGGUUUUUGUUUUGUUUUGUUUGAUUUAUUUGCUUGUGCUUUGGACAGCGUUUACAAGUUUGUGCAUAUAUGGCGUGUAAAAUGCGACCAUGCAUGAAACAGAGAUGCAAGGCCAAACAAACAGGAACUAACCUACUGGUGGUUACAUACACGUACGUACAGUUGAUGGUCCGGGCGUGGAACCCGAACACACGUGUCAUCCAUUCAUUGCGUGCGAGUGCAAUCUUCGGCAA
Messenger RNA from Zea mays, 1292 nucleotides. Its product is annotated as endoribonuclease Dicer homolog 1. Bases 429 to 950 code for a protein of 173 amino acids. The transcript has a single exon. The record is from RefSeq and is a predicted model, not a curated record. NCBI's taxonomy places the organism in Eukaryota, Viridiplantae, Streptophyta, Magnoliopsida, Poales, Poaceae.